Musa acuminata AAA Group (dessert banana) is the source of this 1475-nucleotide messenger RNA. Its product is annotated as ethylene-responsive transcription factor ERF017-like. NCBI's taxonomy places the organism in Eukaryota, Viridiplantae, Streptophyta, Magnoliopsida, Zingiberales, Musaceae. The record is from RefSeq and is a predicted model, not a curated record. The coding region runs from base 90 to 668 and encodes 192 amino acids. The transcript has a single exon. Gene Ontology annotation, biological process: regulation of DNA-templated transcription. Gene Ontology annotation, molecular function: DNA-binding transcription factor activity; DNA binding.
AUUCCGAGUCGUGUCAUCACCAGCGCCACCUGGGGAUUUGCAAGAACAUACUGCAGGUCAGCUGAGGCUUGUCUGUCGGGAGCAGGAAGAUGACGGAGCGCGAAGGCGGCGUGCCGGCGGCGGGGGAGAGGCGGUACAAAGGGGUGCGGCUGCGGAAAUGGGGGCGGUGGGUGUCGGAGAUCCGGCUGCCCAACAGCCGCAAGCGGAUAUGGCUCGGGUCAUACGACUCACCCGAGAAGGCGGCCCGGGCCUUCGACGCCGCCGCCGCGUGCCUCCGCGGCCGCCUCGCGCGGCUCAACUUCCCCGAGACGCCCCCGCCCCGGACGGCCCAGCGGCUCACACACCUGCAGAUCCAGGCCGCCGCCGCCCGCCACGCGGCCUCCGCGUCCACGCCGCCGCAGCUGUGGCAUCCCCGCGCCGCGAGCUCCCCGUCGGAGGAUGCCUCGGACGGGUUCACGGCCGGGAGCGAGGACACGCUCGACUGGUCGUUCAUGGACUCGCAGGAGGCGGCAGCGGCGCUGGCGGGAGCCGGAGAGUUCCCGGACUUGAUGGACGACUUCAUGUGUGACUUCUUCUCGCCGGUGCAGAUGACGGCGCCACUGGCGGAAGUGGUGGAGGAUCAGUGCCCCAUAGAUUUGGGUUCGAAUUCUUUUCUGUGGAGCUUCUGAAAGAAUAUAAACAGCGACACAAAGAAUCAACAACGGUUCAUUAGAUAACUGUAUGUCUCACGGUUUGGUCACAGAAAGAGAAGGAUGAGCUCGAAGAGUUGUUCUUCUUCUUCUUCUCCGCUGGCGACGUUUCUGACGUCUGCUUGGAGAUUUUAACUCCGCCAUUUAAUCUCUUCCUCAAUAAUAAAUUCUCACUAUAUUCUUUCAAACAAGAUGUACGUGAAAACAAGAUAAAGAUGCACAAGGAAGACCAUAUAUAGCACAAGAACAACGAUGGCCUGUGAGAGGCUUGUCUGCCGGCAUGGUGUCGGUGCUGGUCGAGACAUUUCUCCACGCGUGAUAUGAUGGGAGGUCCGUGGCAAGUGGUCUUGGGAAAGUAUGCAUAUUAUAUACGUUGCAGGUGGAGGCAAGUAAGCACAUGUUUGACGUGAGGAUUUCAUGCAGCCAUGGGAAGCAAGUACCCGUGAGCUCUGAGCUCAUCCGUGACUUCAGCACCAACUUCCUUUGGUGGUGAAGGAAGAAGCGAGAAGAAAGAAAGAGAGGCUGAGAGAGAGAGAGAGAGAGGGGUGGAAGAGGGCGAUAAAGGAAAAAGGGAAAGAAGGAUGGAAGAAAGAUUGGCAAGUUGAUCGUAGAUGCUUGUGAGGCAGAGAGGAAGUGAUGGAAUAAAAUGGACAUUAUGUUGACUAAAAAGUCAACUGAAAAAAAGCCAAUAAAAUUAUUAGGGAGAGAGAACAUGUAGAUAAGAACUUGUUGAAGUUCCAGUGGAAUGUCUUAUGCUUUGAAGCCUCUUAUUUGUAAUUGUACGGU